Messenger RNA from Didymodactylos carnosus, 1974 nucleotides. Lineage: Eukaryota; Metazoa; Rotifera; Eurotatoria; Philodinida; Philodinidae. The record is from the annotation of a GenBank genome assembly.
UCACUAAAGGGUACAAACCAAUGAGAAAAGAUCAUAAGCUAGCGACAGACGUAGUCAACCUUUCAAUUGCAGACCGAUUUCUCUGUUUUCAUUGAUAGAUUUUUCUACGAACUGGAUUUCAAAAAAUUGAUCAAUCAAAUUUGUUUUUUCCUUUUUUAUAUUUGUAACGGCGGCCAUUUUUGACGGGAAAAAUUGACGGCUAGCGGGAAACAACCUCCUUUAUAUUAUAAUUUCAUGACUGAAUACUCUCGACACGAGAUUGAUCAAAACUGGCCAUGAAGUUCCAUUUACAUCCUUUACAUAUUUCUCUUAGGAACUCGAAACCUUAACGCAUUAAUCUGUUAAUCGUCUUCAUUAAUGUUUUGAUUGGUUUUGCGGUUUCGCAUAGUGAAUUCUUCAUUUUUGCUUUUUUAGAGAAUCAAAUCAUAUCAGGGAGAGAGAUUUGUUAUUAUUUACGUUUGGUUAUUUUGAUUUCGUCGCGUAAAUGAUAUAACAACUGUUUUGCUUUUGUAGAAAAGCAACUAAAAAUGUUGGCAAAAUUUGCUCGUUUGCCGUCCACUUCAUUAUUUCGCCAAUUUUCAACCACUGCUGUCGUGCUUCAACAACCUCAUUCAGGAAAAGAUGUUAUUGAUAAAGUUAAAGACAAACUAAGCACGAAUAGUAAUAACAGCCAUGGAGGAAGUCGAAGUGGUAGCGACGGAAAAAAAGGUGAGCAAAAAGUGUACUAUUACAUUGUUUAUGUUGGCCGCUUGAUAGCAAUAUUGAAAUUAUCGAAUGGAUUAUGAAGAAAAAAAUACUCUUUUGCUGUUUUAUGGUUGGCUAACGUUUCCGUAGGUUGACGUCUCUCGAAUAGAGAUCUGCACUUGCACAGGAAUUCUCGUGGCCGCAGACACGGACAGGCAACUAUUUCCUUCGACGGGCACGGAUUUUUCAAAAAAAAUGCUAUCAUGUCUGUGGCACAUCAGAGAGAAAAAUAAACGUUUUUUUCUGCACAGGUAUGGGCAGCGAAAAAAUUUCAUGGACUACUGGCCAGGAAGGGCAUGGGAAAACUUGUUUUGCUCGUGCAGAUCUCUACUCUCGAAGCGCUUGCUUUCUCAGUCAUGGGAUUAUAAACGAACGGAAAUUUUCUAUUCUUUUCUAGAUGGUAAUUUGGUGAAAACGUCAUCUGAACCAGCUUCGGCCUAUUCAUCAUAUCCUGAUUUUUCUCGUCGAUUUGGUCCUACUGUUAUUGAUGGUGUUCGUGAAGGAUUAGAAAAUAUUCAAUGGCGUAAAGAGUGGCAAGGCAAACGUUUACUUCCACAUGAUCAAUGGCCUGAACGUGAUUUAGUUAAUUUUCCUCCAUAUCGCGUUAAAGAUGUACCAUCGAAAGUUCGUUGGGGUUUUGUUCCAGACUCGUGGUUUACAUUUUUCUAUGAGAAAACAGGUGUAACAGGGCCAUAUAUAUUCUUAACAGGUGUACUUAUACAUGGUUUUUCAAAAGAAUGGAUUGUUUUGUGGUAUGAUUUUAAUGAAUAUUUAGCAUUGGCAGUGGUCGCAGUUGUUCUCAUGAAGAAACUUGGUCCAUUUCUAGCUGAUUUUAGUUCAUCUGUGACAAAAAAAGAGACUGAUAUAAUUGUGAAUGGUACUCAACAGCAAAAAGCUCUAACCGGUUUAGCUAUAUCCAUUUAUGAACAACAAAUUGAAAAUGCAAAAUCAAUUGAUUUAGUUGCAGAAGCAAGAAAAGAAAUUUUAAAUAUGCAAUUAGAAAUUAUUUAUCGAGAACGAAUGAAACAAAUGUAUGAUGGAGUUAAACGACGGUUAGAUUAUCAAAUUGCAUUACAAAAUGCUCGUAAAGAUUUUGAACGUACAAAUAUGAUUAAUUGGAUAACAAGUGAAGUAAGAAAAGCUAUAACACAAAAACAAGAACAAGAUAUGGUUAAACAAUGUAUAGAAGCAUUAAAACAAAUGGCUAGUACUACUACCGCCAGACAAUAA